UUUUAAUUUUUUUCCUUGUAGCGCAGCAGAGCAGAGCUCUCUGUACAGGUCGACUACUCUCUUCAAAAUCUCACAAGAAUCCCUCUUUCUGUUCGAAUUUUGCCCUAAAAAAGGUGGAAUUGAAAUUGGAAUUAAAGCAUCAACUUGCAAUUCGGCUACGGAAUCGGGUGGAUUUGAACACAAUCCAGCUGUGUUAAACUGAAUCAGAGGUAGGACAGAACUCCGUUCCCGAUUCAGGAUAGCAACUCAAUGAUAACUCGGUCGAAACUCGUCGAACAACUCAGAGAUUACCAGAUCCGAUCCCAGCACAAGUGCCCCGCCCUCACUGUAUUCUCUCCCAAACCUCUUCUCUCCACCUGGACUGAUGUUGCAGUUGCUAUUUUCUGGGCCGUGAUCUUUAUCGUGCUUCUAAUUACAUCAUAUGCCACCCUUUACUUAAAACACUACUGGGUUUCUUUCUUCAUCGUUUGCCUCGGCAUCCUCGUUCCUAUUCGUUUGAAAUUUUCAAGGCAGUCCCUCGCAAGGAAAAGGGAUAGAAGAUUGUUACUGCCUCUAUCCAUGUGAAUCACCCGCAGCAAAAAAAAGUCGGUUUUUUUUUUUUCAGUUACUUUUCAAGAAACUGAGAGCUGCAAACACCAAUUGACUUACAAAUUUGUCAACCUUCUAUAUGAAAUAUAGUUUGGCUUUCUCCAAAAAGAAAAAUAUGAAUUAUUCGAGGAAAAUCUAACGAGCCCUUUGAGGUCUUUUCGUUUUGCAGCUAUUCAAUUGUAAAUGUAUAUCUAUCUAUAGGUAGUCGAAUUUAACAUUAUUUCAUAUUUGCCAUUAAGUUUGUGUUAUUAGAGGUAUGCUCAAUAAAUUUCUAGUUAGUAAGCAAUAGUAAUUAAUUUGAUGUUAA
Molecule: messenger RNA, 895 nt
Organism: Erythranthe guttata (spotted monkey flower)
Lineage: Eukaryota; Viridiplantae; Streptophyta; Magnoliopsida; Lamiales; Phrymaceae
Source: RefSeq, a predicted model, not a curated record